Dioscorea cayenensis subsp. rotundata (Guinea yam) is the source of this 2232-nucleotide messenger RNA. RefSeq names its product receptor-like protein EIX2. The coding region runs from base 78 to 2126 and encodes 682 amino acids. Gene Ontology annotation, molecular function: protein binding. The transcript has 2 exons. NCBI's taxonomy places the organism in Eukaryota, Viridiplantae, Streptophyta, Magnoliopsida, Dioscoreales, Dioscoreaceae. The record is from RefSeq and is a predicted model, not a curated record.
UGCUACUACUCGUAAUACUAGUGUUAGUAGAACUCAUUAGUAGAUCAUCAUGCACUGCUUGCAUAGAGAGUGAGAGAAUGGCCCUUCUUGAUUUCAAGAAACACAUCCAAGAUCCUGACAACAAGCUGUCAUCUUGGGUGAUGGGACAAGACUGCUGCUCAUGGGAAGGAGUCCAUUGUGACAACCUCACUGGCAACAUUCUUGCACUGGAACUCAGGGGUCCGGAUCCAAUGUCAUGCAAGUCUUAUUACCUGCAUUACUUGCAGCUGAGAGGUGAGAUCUCUCCAUCUUUGCUUCAACUUCAACAUUUGAAUCAUCUUGACUUGAGUGCCAACUUCUUCCAUGGAGAACAUAUUCCAUCAUUCAUCAGCCACUUCAAAGAGUUGAAGUACCUCAAUCUCUCUUAUUCUGGAUUUCAUGGACUCAUUCCUGCUAAUUUUGGAAAUCUCUCCAGUUUGCACACUCUUGAUCUCUCAUAUAAUGAUGGAGUUUAUGUUGAUGAUCCUGCUCAUAAUUGGCUUUCUCAUCUUUCUUCACUGCAACACCUUGUUGUGAGUGGUGUCACCUUUAGGAGUAACUCAUCAAGUAGCUUGUUUCUAGCCCUGAACAAGCUUCCUUCCAUAAAGGAGAUGCGUUUGUCUGGAUGUCGGCUUGGAAGCAUUCCACUUUUCAUUCCCCAUCUCAACUUCUCGUCUCUCUCCAUUCUUGAUCUCUCUUACAACUCCAUCAAUUUUUCAGUGCCUUCCUUCCUGGUCAACCUAAAGAGCCUUCAAUAUCUAGACAUCAGUUACAAUUAUUUUAUUAACAUCGGACAUGAUUAUGAAUGGCUUUCUAAUCUCACUUCAUUGCAACACUUGGAUAUGAGUGGUGUCAACUUGAGCAGCAUGUCAAUUAGCUUGUUCCUAACUCUCAACAAGCUUCCUUUCAUAAAUGAGCUGCAUUUGUCUGAGUGUGUGAUAGAAAAGCUUCCUCUUUCCAUUCCUCAUCUCAACUUCUCAUCUCUGUCUGUUCUUGACCUCUCUGACAACCAUAUCAAUUUCUCGGGGAUUUCCUGGUUGUUCAACAUCAAGAGCCUACAAUCUCUAGACCUCAGAGACAAUCUUUUUUAUCACCCCACCUUCAACCCUUUUCCAAGAGUGAUUAAUGAGUUUUUUAUGACACUACCUCCCAAUGAGAUAAGCAUGCCUGAAAGCAUAGGCAGUCUUUGCAGCUUGCAAACACUAAACCUAUCUGAGUUGAAUAUCAACAAGAGACUUGUUGAACUUGUAGGCGUUUUCUCUGGCUGUCUUAAGAAUAGUCUUACUCAGUUACGAUUAAGUUCCGCUAAUCUUAAAGGAGAUAUACCAAACUGGAUCUGGGAGAUGAAGAAUCUCAAGUUUCUUGAUCUCUCAUACAACUCACUUUCUGGUUCUGUUCCUUCAUCCCCAGCAAAGCUUUCACAGCUGGAAUAUAUAAAUCUUGCUUAUAAUCAGCUGAGUGGUACUAUAUCCGAAGAACACUUCACUCCACUUGAGAAACUAGAAACCCUUGAUAUUUCUCAUAAUUCACUGGUUUUCAAUGUGAGUUCUAACUGGGUUCCUCCUUUUCUUCUCAACAAAUUAAGAAUCAGCUCUUGCUCAGUUGGUCCAGAAUUUCCAACAUGGCUCCAGACACAGCACAAGUUGAAUGCACUUGAUCUGUCCCAAAAUGGAAUCUCAAGCACAGUACCUGACUGGUUUUGGAACUUGACUACUCACAACCUUAUUUACUUAGAUCUUUCCAAUAAUCAAAUUCGGGGGAUGAUACCCGAAUUCUUAACUUUCAUUCACAUUGAACACUUUGAUCUUUCUUCUAAUUUGUUUUCAGGUCCUUUACCAGAUCUCCACAUGCAUAGCCCGACCCUCUCUGGCAUAUAUCUUUCUAAUAACUCCUUUUCAGGUCCUAUCUCUCGAAUUAUAGUAAAUAAUCAUUUUUAUCUUGAAAUCUCAAUUUCAAUGAACAAAUUAAAUGGCAGUGUUCCUGAUUGGUUGUGUCAAAUAAAGAAGAUACGUACAAGCAUUGAUUUCUCCAAAAACCAUUUAUCAGUCAAUUGGUCGCACUUGAUCUCAUGCACAACAACUUCACUGGAAGCAUACCAAACUGGAUAGGAGGACACCUACCAUCAUUAAUGUUUCUCAUGUUAAAAGGGAAUGCCUUUGUUAAUAACAUCCCACAAGAAAUUUCUCAACUCAAGUAUUUGCAAAUACUUGAUUU